Molecule: messenger RNA, 941 nt
Organism: Rhinichthys klamathensis goyatoka
Lineage: Eukaryota; Metazoa; Chordata; Actinopteri; Cypriniformes; Leuciscidae
Gene: nkain5
Product: sodium/potassium transporting ATPase interacting 5
Exons: 6
Coding region: 237-782 (181 amino acids)
Biological process (GO): regulation of sodium ion transport
Source: RefSeq, a predicted model, not a curated record
AUAUUAAAGGUCCCACCCCAUUUUAUUUACCCCGCAACCCCGGUCUCACCCUCUGUCCCCCCGCGUACUGCUUCAUACUCUGUUUUUAACCCUAAGCGCGAUGUACAGCUCUGAUCACAGCCCAUUGUAAGGGAAGCAUACUGAAAAAUACCUCGAGUAAAUACUGAGGAUCUUCAAAAUGCAUCCGUUUUAUUGACCGUUUAGAGUUGACGUUGACACCGGAGAGAAUAGUGAAGAUGGGCUGCUGCUCGGCGAGGUGCAUGUUGAUGUUCUUCUGCGCUCUUCAACUGAUCACUGCUGUGGAGAGACAGGUGUUUGAUUUUCUAGGUUACCAGUGGGCGCCUAUCCUUGUCAACUUCCUGCACAUCAUUGUGGUGAUAUUGGGCUUGUUUGGGACAGUCCAGUAUAAGCCCCGUUAUGUAGUUUUGUAUAUAGUCUGGACCGUGUUUUGGGUGACUUGGAAUAUCUUUAUCUGUUGCCUUUAUCUAGACCUCGGAGGGCUGUCAAAGGACAGUGAUUAUCUGUCACUGGGACUUUCAUCUCAUUGUUCAUGGUGGAAGGACAAUGGUCCGGGCUGUGGGAACAAAAACCUCCCGACCACUAGAUGGCAGCAUUUGGACAGUCCUGCUCUUGUCUCCGAACUAAGCUGCUUGUUAGAGUAUCAGUACAUCGAGGUUAUGCACAGUGCCCUGCAACUGUUCAUUUCUGCCCUGGGAUUUGUAUUUGCCUGCUAUAUCGUCAGCAUCUUCAGUGAAGAGGAAGACACAUGUUUAUUUGUAUAAGUGACAGUGUCCAGAUGUCAACAUUGAGAGAGGAAAGAGAUAGCAGAAAAGGACUUCAAGCAUUGAAAGUAGUGAAAACAGAAACCAGUUCAGAUGGAUUUUAAAGUAUUUUUAUGUAUAAACAUAAUAAUACACAACAAUUUAGAAAAUAAGAUUGAU